AUGGCAAAACUCAUUUGGUGGUCUAUAUUGUUACUAGUAACAACAGUGUUUGCCCAGGAUGCCAGUCUUCUUCUACGAAUUCGCGAGACCCAGGAUUCUCUCAUUGAGGAAGGAGCAAACCUCGGUUUAUUAAGUGAGUAUGAUCAAUUGAUUACUGAUUUGGAAAGGGCUUUGGAGGAUAACGACGAAAAAAUUACAGCCAACUUGGUAGCACAGGUCUACUACAACAAAGCUAUUGUGGAGCUCAGCUUGAACAAAGUCCAAAGAGCAAUUGGCGAUUUGGGCCGCACUUUGGACUUGGAUCCAUCAUUAUCACUUGCAUCUUCCCAACUCAUAAAGGUGUUGGUGGAAAGAGGCAGAUUUGGCGAAAUCAGAGCCCGCUUCUCCGCGGAAGAUUAUUCCGACACUUUUUUGCAGAUGGAUAAGUGGGAAAAUGCGUAUCUGCGAGUUUCCACCUAUGUAUCUGGCGAAACUUCUGAAUUGUCCGUUGACGAGUGUUUGGAGAUCAUUCUGAUGUUUCUAAUGCCGAUUACGCCGUACAACUCCAACGUUUUUGAGGCUCACCUUUAUUGUACCAAAGGCAAAGCCAAAGAAGCUGUGGCUGAUGGCGACCAUGAAACGGCAUUGGCUUUAUACAAAGAAAUCAUCUCGGACUACUCGAGGUUGUUGAACUUACAUCCACAGCGCAAUUUGCAACAUUACAGUGACUUUGCCGAGUACAAGCUCUUCACCCAAUUGAUGGUGCAAGAUAGUUGGGCCAUUGUCAAAUCUUGCUUGCGUAUUGACAAUGUGUUUGAGCAAUGUGGAAGUCUUUCCAAGAUGUUUUCGAAACUUCAGGAUUUGUUGAAACAUUUGGAGGAGUAUUCGAUAUUUGACGGCUUUCUCUACCCCAAUGUGGGCGAACAGACAGACCUUCAGCAGGCGCGCCUUGAUUCGUUUGACUUUGAUUUCCGUCUAAUUGAUGAAACCUUAUCUGGGCGAGUCAAUCUUGCCAAACGAGAGAUGAGCAAGCUUCCCAAAAAUGUUAGAAGCGUCUAUGACUUCCUCAUGUGGAAAGUCGAUGAGUUUUCGCAGCGAGAGUUUGGCGUUGCAGCCAGAGUGUCGGGACUUAUGUUUGUUGAAGUUCUCAAUAAGCUCGCCUGUGAAGCUGGAGUCAGGAGUGGCAAAGCAAAUAACCCGUACUGUGGCAAAAUUAACGACGACAACGACAUGUUUUUCCCUAAGUACGCAGCACAGGUUGACCAACUCAUAAAGAGGAAGAACUUCAAGGAGGCGCAGAGAAUUUUGCAGAAGUGCAACAGAAACGUCCAGAAAACAGCGUUUUUCAAAGAGCGGUGGUCAGUGGUGGAAAGACACAGACAGCAGCAGCAACAAAAACAUCAACAGCAGCAACAGUACGAAUUUCACCAAAGACAGCAGAGACUGCGUCAGUACCAGAAGCAGAGACAACACCAGCAACAUCAACAACGACAGCAGCAAAACCAGGACAAGUCCAAGGAUUACUACAAGAUCUUAGACAUUCCAAAAGAUGCAGACGAGAAGACCAUAAAGAAGGGCUACAGAACGCAGACAUUGAAGUAUCAUCCAGAUAAAUAUAAGGGUGGAGAUCUUUCCGAGAAGCAGAUUGAGGAGAAGAUGCAAGAUAUUAAUGAGGCCUACGAGGUGUUAUCGGAUGCAGAGAGCCGCCAGUCAUACGACAGAGGUGACAGUGGAGAAGGUCAAGGAGGAGGUCAUCCAGGUGGAUUUGGAGGACAGCCCAACAUGAAUUUCCAUUUCGACCCCAACUUUAUGGGUAACUUCAUGCGUGAUGGACAUUUCCAGUUCCAUUUCUGA
Molecule: messenger RNA, 1833 nt
Organism: Sungouiella intermedia
Lineage: Eukaryota; Fungi; Ascomycota; Pichiomycetes; Serinales; Metschnikowiaceae
Source: the annotation of a GenBank genome assembly